Jatropha curcas is the source of this 1457-nucleotide messenger RNA. RefSeq names its product RAS associated with diabetes protein 51C (gene RAD51C). NCBI's taxonomy places the organism in Eukaryota, Viridiplantae, Streptophyta, Magnoliopsida, Malpighiales, Euphorbiaceae. Gene Ontology annotation, biological process: reciprocal meiotic recombination; meiotic DNA recombinase assembly; DNA repair. Gene Ontology annotation, cellular component: Rad51B-Rad51C-Rad51D-XRCC2 complex; Rad51C-XRCC3 complex; replication fork. The record is from RefSeq and is a predicted model, not a curated record. Gene Ontology annotation, molecular function: ATP binding; four-way junction DNA binding; ATP-dependent DNA damage sensor activity.
CCAUAAAAAAAAAAAAAAAAAAAAAAAAAAACAUUUGUCUAGAGAGGGAUAUGGAAGUAUCGAGGCUACCGUUAUCGGCGACGCAGAGAGGGAAGCUAAUAUCGGCAGGCUACACUUCUAUCUCUUCCCUUUCUUCUGUCUCCUCUUCAGAUCUUGCACGUGAUCUGAAAAUUUCAGAUGGAGAAGCUCUUGAAAUUUUGAAAGUUGCAUCACAUAGCAGUAAGCUGGACAGGGUGGAAGGAAGCCACGCUAUUAUCAUUGGUGCUCAGAAUGCUUGGGACAUGCUUCAUGAGGAGCAGUCCUUGGUACGCAUUACUACAUCUUGUGCAGAUCUAGAUAACAUCCUUGGUGGAGGAAUAAGUUGCAAAGAAGUGACAGAAAUUGGUGGAGUGCCAGGCAUAGGUAAAACACAGAUGGGGAUUCAACUUGCAGUCAAUGUCCAAAUUCCACCUUAUUGUGGUGGCCUGGGCGGACAGGCAAUUUAUAUAGAUACAGAAGGUAGUUUUAUGGUGGAGCGUGCUCUACAGGUUGCUGAAGCAUGUAUAGAGGACAUGUCAGAAUAUAGUAGGUUCUUAAGGAAGGAUUUGCAAACUUGUCACGUGGGGAUGCAAAGCAAGGAUAUUUUGAAAAAUAUAUAUUACUUUCGUGUUUGCAGUUAUUCAGAGCAAAUUGCCCUGACUAAUUACUUGGAAAAUUUUAUUUCAGAAAAUAGAGAUGUUAAAAUCAUAAUAAUUGAUAGUAUUACUUUCCACUUCCGCCAAGAUUUUGAAGAUCUAGCCCUCAGAACACGGGUACUCAGUGGAAUGGCCUUAAAGUUGAUGAAGAUUGCAAAAGAUUUCAGCCUAGCGGUAGUUCUAUUGAAUCAGGUAACUACCAAGCACACUGAAGGUUCUUUCCAAUUAGGUCUUGCACUAGGUGAUAGCUGGUCGCAUUCUUGCACAAAUCGGGUUAUUCUGUACUGGAAUGGCAAUGAGAGAUAUGCAUACAUUGACAAAUCACCUUCCCUUAAAUCAGCAUCAGCACCAUAUUCGGUCACCAGUAGAGGAAUCCGAAAUUCUACUUCAAGUUGUAAACGUGUUAGAAUGAUGUAACAGUUUGAUUGGGUUCAUGGACAGAGAUGAAAAGGUAAACAAAAGUUAUGGAUUACUAUUUGAUAUGCAAUACAAAACCUCCUAGCCAACUUAAACGAGUUAUCCUAGUUGAAGUACUAAAUUUUAACCACUCAUUGCAGUAGAUUUUCUACCUUUUUAGAAAAUGUUUAUUUGUUGAAGCUGAUGUUAAGGUUGGUGACCUUUCAUUCUAUUCGCCUCUUUGUAAAUUGUAAGUCAGUGCUGAGCAGUCGUAAUUGGAGGGUUUGACUGGUUUUUGUUUGUUGCUUGAAAUGCGGAUGUAUCAGCAAAACUAAGCAAUAAUCUUUUUUAUUUAUUUGUUGAGAGAGAAGAAAAGUUGAUCAUUAA